Molecule: messenger RNA, 919 nt
Organism: Cydia pomonella (codling moth)
Lineage: Eukaryota; Metazoa; Arthropoda; Insecta; Lepidoptera; Tortricidae
Exons: 5
Coding region: 320-853 (177 amino acids)
Source: RefSeq, a predicted model, not a curated record
GUACGGUUGUGUUCAGUGUUGUGUUAUGUUUAAGUGAGGCUGCAUCAAAGCAAGCCCGCUACAAUGGAAAAAAUUGAAAGUACAUGUAAUAAAUCGUAAAACUACUUUUUUAAUCGAAAAGGGAGGAUUCAAAAUCUGCCGCUUUGGAGGUGUAUUCUGAUUGUAAUAACAUAUUAAGAAUUUGAAUUGGCUUUGGUAUGGAUAUUCCGACGUUUCUGGAUGAGGAAAGGAAGUUCACCGGUCGAUUAAGCACUAAACCUAAAUUCAACUGAACAAUCUCGAAGCGUAGUCAAUUACCAGAAACACACAUGGGUGCAAGAUGACAAGAAAAUUCCUCUUCUGUUUUCCCCUCCGAGUGGGAAACAUGAUAUUCGGCUAUUUCGUAUUAGUAAUAACAAUAGCAGUAAUGGCUUACAAUUUAUACCAGCUUGGCCUUAGCAUCAAUUCGCCUGAAAAAGUUGAUUCCAGCAAAUUCCAAAACUGGGAGAAACUAGAGGACCUGUUCGGAGAGAAAAAAGAAACGUUGGUAGCGUUAGUCGCUAUGGUGUAUUACGCAUCGUAUAUAGUUAUUGCUUUCCUGAUGUUUAUCUUUUCCGCAAUGUUUACGUGUGGAGCUUAUUCGGUGAACAACUGCCUGGUGUCGUCGUUCUUCCUGUACAGCUUCUUCCAUUUGUUCCUCACGAUAUUCCUGAUCGUGUGGGAGGCCACCUCCGGCGGCUGGAUACAGCUUGGCCUUGUUGCUGGAUCAGAUUUGAUUUUGAUUAUAUGCCUCUUCAGCGUCAAGUAUCUGAUGGAAGCAAUCCGAACGGGCAACAUUUACAGCAGACCGGGAGAAGUGUAUUAUAAGUAUUAAGUAAGAUGUUUUGAAUUUACGAAUUUUGAUAACCUCAAAUAAAUUAUAGACUCAGUUUACCCUCAA